Molecule: messenger RNA, 4925 nt
Organism: Porites lobata
Lineage: Eukaryota; Metazoa; Cnidaria; Anthozoa; Scleractinia; Poritidae
Source: the annotation of a GenBank genome assembly
GUUACAGUAUUCUCUUGCCGCCUGCCGAACGCAAGAAAGUUCUCGAUUUAGAGGGGUUUUCCUACGGUGAGUGAAGGACCACGCUUACUAAGUUUCUGGAAAGAAGAUAGGGCUUAAGUUUCCUUUAUUUAAAAAGAUGGAGUCUCCUUUAGAUAUAAGUAUAAAUAAUAUAUUUUCCAUGUCGAAGGCGCCGGCAGCGAGCGCCAAUUUGGUUCACACAAACACAAACUCUACAAAACGUCUGCUUCGACACAGCAACCAGUUUUAUAACCUUUCAUGAACUGAGCAUUGCCUUGUUACUUGCUUGCAUGUCCUUGAAUAACAGGGCCUAUUUUUUCAGCUGUUCUAUUAACGUUAUCAAAAUAAUGGUGACCAGAACUAGGAGCAUUCCCAGAAGAAACAAGGCGUACUUUUAGACUGUAUUGUCAAAUUGUAUAUUUUCAAACUGUGAGUUCAAACUGUUUUGGCUGGAAACUAAAUCAGCCAAUCUAUUAAAUACUGAUGGCACAGCGAUUAUAAUGCAUACGUCUAAAAAGGCCAACUGCCCCUGGGUCUCCCAGGAUGACAUCUUAUGGUUCACAUCGAAUAAUGCGAGGGUAAGGUAGAUUCGAUAAUACAAUUCAAACACAUCCUUUGUCUCUCUACUUAUUUACUUACCAAGUUUAUCUCAGCGAUACAUCAAGGUACAAAAUUAUAUUUACAUUAUAAAAAUGUGAAUACAUAAUUACUUUUUUACUGUCACGCCAACGAAAAGCUUUUGAUAAUUGUAAAACACGAAACCCAGAAACCGGGAUAUGAAUUAGAAUACUUAAAAAGUCUUACAAGCGUCAGGUCCCGAUAGAAAAAAAAUUCAAAAUGUAUGCAUAUAUUUUCCUCGUUUGUGACAGUAAGCCGCUGUUGAAUGUCGCCGGACGCAAAGUUUAGAAACUUUUACCACACCUCGGUGUUCAAACUCUAAGAGAGAGCUGGUGCAACUCUGUUUUGAUGACAAGGAUCAAACCAAUUGUACAAUGUGACGAUAUUAGUUAAAUAUUUAUUGUCUGAAAAUCUAGCAUGUGCUGGAAGCCUUUAAACAGAUGGUUUUAAUAACCAUCCCAUGCAACAUGGCAAUACGUAACAUUGGCCUAUGUGAGGCAAAAUCAAGACAAUAAGAGCCUCGCCUUUGAAGGCUAAAGACUAUUUACGAGUAACAUGAUAGCGGAACGUGAUUGUACAUAUAGUCUCUACAGUGACUGGAUGUACAAAUUACAGACAGGGCUGUCUUGCCACCGCCAGUAUAAGUCUGGCACUAUCCAUGUUAUAUCAACUGAUAGACAUUCAAAAGAAUGAAUUACACAGCUGAUUGGAGAUCUGGAUCAAACUGUAAUUGAAAAGUGCAAAGCAGCAUGUUCCAUUGAACUAAACAAAGAUAGAUCCACAUCAAGGAGAAGGAAAGAAGGUGUAAAGAAGAAAGGAGGAGGCUGUGGGAAAUUUCCCACAGAAUGAAAGAUUUAUUUAGAUGUGCUGUCAACUACUGAGUUGUUUAUUUGCUAAGGCUGAACCGUAUAAAAUAAUAUCCAGCUUUUGAAAUCAUGGCAGCAUUUAAAUAAUGGUUAUCUAAAACGUGCCUGUGGAAUUAAAUUUUCUAAAUGUUCUCUCAUUUUUUUACAAGACAUGAUGAGUUCAGCAGACAUCAUCAAGCUGUUGAUUUGUGGGAGUGGAAAUGGGGCACAUGCCUUUGCUGGAAUUGCAUCGUCUAUGAAGGGAACAGAGGUUAGGGUGCUCAGCUUGUAUCAAGAUGAGGCAGAGCGUUGGAGUAAUGCAAUACAGAAAAAGGAUCUCGAGGUUACUCUGAAUCGUGCAGGAAAAGAUCCAACUACCAUUGUGUCCAAACCAGCUCUGGUUACCAAAAAUCCAGAAGAUGCCAUGAAAGAUGUUGAUAUCGUCGUGUUCGUGCUGCCAGCAUUUGCCCAUCAAGUUUUCUUUGAUGCCAUUCAACCUUAUAUAAAGCCUGGUACUAUUAUUGUCGGUAUGCCAGGUGGACCAGGAUUUGAGUUCCAAGCUCGUUCUCUGCUCGGUGACACAGGGCGGCAAUGUACGAUUAUGGAUUUUGAGACGUUACCUUGGGCCUGCCGUAUCACUGAGUAUGGAGUGAAAUGUGAAGUUUUUGGGACCAAAGAAUCUCUCUUAGGAGCCAUGAAGGUAUCUUUUUAAUUUAUAGCUCUUAGUAAUUGAUUAACAGAUACAAGAUCUGCUCUUGUAAUUAGACUUUGACUCUAGGAAAAGGUCUCUUUUCGUGAUUAUUUCUUUGUUUAUAUAACAGAAUGUAAGUUAAAACCUGCCUUUCACCUAAACCUAAAAAAUGUUCCAUGUGUCCACAUCUGUUUCAUGACAAUCAACCUGCAUUCUGUUUUCGAGUGCACAGUAUCAAUAUUUGCCCCAUUGCCCCCUUCUGAUGCUGUUCCACUUCUCUUCGAAGAAAAGUGAGUGUAUUUUUGGCACUGAAGCUUACCAUCUGAAGUAUCUGCCUUUCACUGCAAGGCCAAUUUGAUGGCUCAACGUUUGAAGGUGUGCUCUCAGCAUGCACCGCAGUACGUGUAUAAAAUCAAUCCCCUGAACUAUGGAUGCAUGCAUUUAAAAAAUGUUCGUUUUGCAAAAACCCUUAGCGUCCUCAGUUGCUGGAAUAGUACUUAUUAUUAGCCGCUAAGAUGACACUGGCGUUAGUAUUGGCAUGGAUACGUGUUAGUUCCUAACUCCCUCAAUUGGAGUGAAUGUGCUUUUAUAACGUGAGCCAUUUUUUUAGAUAGUGAAAAAUAUGUCGCUAGAAAUUUCAGCUUUCCUAUAGCGAAACAAAACAAAAAGUUAUCUUAAAAAAGACAAAUCUCUUUUCCCUGAAGUUUCGUGGAGCAACCGGUCAUUUUUCCUCGCUGCCUGGAAUUUGUUUGUGGUGGUUGUCGAACGUUUAUUCCGUUGGAAUGAAUCCACACUUGCUGUUAACGCCAGAUGAUGUAAAAGAGAAAAAUAGUUGGUGAUCGAAAACCCGUCUCAAUGAAAAGCCGGAGUGAGAAUUGUAUCCAUCAUAAAGUCAGUGUCAGCUCUUUUUGUUCCCAGAAGCACCUAACUUCAUUAUAUAAAGGCAUGCGCGCGUAAUAUACAGUAUGUUUACCACAUCACUUUGCUUGAUACUUUCUUACCUGUUUGUUUGAUUCUAAAGAAAGGAGAUGUUCCACCAAGGAAGGAUCCAGUAACUACGCUGCAGCAUCUCCUUGGACCCCUCCCUCAACUGAAAGUGUCAGGUCAUCUUUUGGGUCUUCAGCUUAUGAGUGGUGGUAACGCCUACUUGCACUUACCAAUAUUAUAUGGACAGUGGGAAGGAUGGGACGGGAAACCUCUUGAUCAGCCACCUUUGUUCUACAUUGGAAUAACCGAAUCAACUGCCGAUCUUAUCUCCAGUAUGUGUGAUGAAGUUUUAGAAACUGCCAAGUUAAUCACAGAGAAAUCGGGAGCCGAUAUGUCGGAGGUAAGUUCAGCUAAAAAGUUCAAUUACUCUAGUAUCCGGAUUCAAGAUUCACUCAUUAGUAUUCUUUCGUGAUUCUUUGAUGGAUGAAACUAACAGCAUUCGUUAUUAGGAGUGACGUGUGUGUGAAACCAACGAAAAUGCCAAAUUCAUCGUGCUAGAGUUGUUGCACAUCGCUGCUAUUUGUAUGUUUAACAUUUUGUCCAGAACCAAAAGCUAUCAGUUUCAAAUUAAACUGCCUGUCAUUUUUCCCUCAAUGGGAGGGGAGGCGAGGGGAGGGGACAUCCCUUAUGCCUUAAGUGCCAAUCGAUGGCCUUUCAGUUCUGUUGAAAUAUACGCAGGAGUUGCAUCUGAUUCUGCAGAUGCUUUUGUAUCCGACAGGUUCAUCACAUUUAUGAUUGGUUCAUGAGAGCCUAUCCUGAAGACAUUGCAGACAAGACCAACCUUUACACCGCAAUAAAAUCCAAUGCAGCUUACCAAGGGCUCAAACACCCAGUCAAGAAAACAGAGGACGGUAAAUAUCUACCAGAUUUUACAUACCGUUACAUGACCGAAGAUGUCCCAUAUGGCCUGGUGGUACUCAAAGGAAUUGCAGAAAUUGUGCGUGUCGAGACGCCGGAUAUUGAUAAAGUGUUGUUAUGGUGUCAAACAAAAAUGGGCAAAGAAUAUAUGGUGAACUCAAAGAUACAAGGUAAAGACGUAGCUUCAUCUCGGGCGCCACAGAGAUACGGAUUCACCACUCUUGAAUCCAUCUUGUAGAGUGCAAUAAAUUCUGCUUUUACCUCAUAAGCAGACAUGACAUCACCGGCAUAUGUUGACUAGCGGUUCGAACAUUUUGAUGUUGUUGUUGCUGUUGUUGCUGUUUUUGAUUAGCGGAAAAGCUCCCAACGGAGAUGAAAAUAAAUUAUUAAGUUGAAUAUUUGCUCUUUCAAAGUAGAUACCUGACUCUUCACAUUUUUGUAUUACGUGACCUCGGGUGAUCGGGUAGCGAGCCAACGGAAAAGCGCGCAUGUCCCUUGCUCCAUGAAAAUUGUCUUAUCCAGUGAUUUCUCAAAAGUAGAAGAAAUAGUCCAGUUUCGAAUUCACCGAGGUCGCUGGAUAGAAGCACUGAAGUCUCAUUUAUACGGGGUUAGCCUCGACCAAAGGUAAAUAUAAUCACAAAGUCCAGUCAGAAGAAGACCUGUGUACAACUGUGUCUCACGAUAAAUGUUCACUCACUAAUAGUUUCUUUAAAUAAUGCCAUGUCAAACCUCAUCUUGGUUCUAGCCAGUAACCCACGCUUAAUGUUCAGUUUCAGUUUUAGCAAAGAAAACAAUCUCGUACUUAAAGUCUUCUGGGUUUUUGGUCAGCGGGGCGACACCUUAUUUAUGAUUUUGGAAAAAAAGAAAACCGUCCGCCACGCAGGGUGACAAUGCGCAGGAAGCCAGGA